Messenger RNA from Selaginella moellendorffii, 1746 nucleotides. Its product is annotated as pentatricopeptide repeat-containing protein At1g09410, mitochondrial-like. Lineage: Eukaryota; Viridiplantae; Streptophyta; Lycopodiopsida; Selaginellales; Selaginellaceae. Bases 1 to 1746 code for a protein of 581 amino acids. Gene Ontology annotation, molecular function: protein binding; RNA binding. The transcript has a single exon. The record is from RefSeq and is a predicted model, not a curated record. Gene Ontology annotation, biological process: RNA modification.
AUGCCCAAGAACAGCCCCAUUGCGUGCUCGGCGAUGGUCACGGCAUUCGCGAAGCACGGCGAUUUCCACCGCGCCAAGGCCCUGUUCGAUGGAGCGCCCGUGCGAGAUCUCGCGAUGUGGAACUCCAUGCUCUCGGGAUUUUCCGAGAGCGGCGAUCUCGCUGGCGGCGAGGCUACGAUUGAGAGAAUGCCGGAGACGAGCGUGAUCUCCUGGACAGCCCUGCUCCACCUCCUUUGCCGCCUCGAUCGCCUGGAGCUCGCCAAGGAUAUCUUCGAUCGGAUGCCCGGCCGCAACGAGCUCGCCUGGACGAUCAUCUUCCAGGCCUGCGCCGUGAGAUCACUUCUCCUCGAUGCUAGAGCUGUGCUCGAUCGAAUGCCCGCGCAGAGCCUCUCGUCGUGGACGGAAUUGAUGUCGCUCUACGCGGAUCACGGCCAGAUCGAGCAGGCCAAGGCCGUGUUCUUCGAUUCCAUGCCCGAUCAAGACGUCGUCUCGUGGACAACGAUGAUCCGGGUGCUAGCGGCGCAUGGAGGCUUCGCUGAGGCGGAGGAGAUCUUUGCCAGGAUGCCGCGGCACGACGCCAUCGCAUGGACCGCGAUUAUAGCUGCAAAUGCCGAGAAGGGGGAUCUGGAGAGGUCGCAAAGGCUGUUCCAUCUGAUGCCGGAGAGGACGAUUGUCACCUGGAACAUCCUCCUCCACGCACAGUCCAGAAUCGGGGAUCCAGACUCUGCGCAACUCGUGUUCGAUCGAAUGCCGCAGCGCGAUCCAGUGUCGUGGAACAUCCUCGUCGCGGGCAUUGCCGCGCGGGGGCGGCCUGAUCGCGCGAACGAGAUUCUCGAGCGCGAUGCCCCGGAGCGAAGCGUGACGCUCCUCAACACGAUGAUUACGGCGCUGGCAGAGCAAGGCCGACCCGACGCCGCGAGGAAGCUCUUCGACUCCAUGGCGGCCAAGAACAUCGUGUCCUGGACGGCCAUCAUCGCCUCGGGCGCGCUCAACGAUCGCCUCGAGAUUUCCAAGCUCGCCUUCCAGAGGAUGCCGCAGACGAACCUCGUCGCGAGGAUCGCGAUGCUCUCGGCCUAUUCCCUCCACGGUGCCAUAGCCGACGCCAAGAAAUCCUUCGACGCGCUAGGCAGCUGGAAUGCCAUAGCCUGGAAUUCGCUGCUCGCCGCGUAUUCCCAGCACGAUCGCCUCGACAAGGCCGAGAGCAUGUUCCAGAGAAUGCCGAACUGGGAUUCUUUCGCCUGGACGACGAUGAUGACCGCCUAUUCCCGUGCCGGGCUGCUCGAUCUGGCACUGGGAGUCUUCGAUUCCAUGCCGGAUCGCGAUAUUAUCACCUGGAACGCAGCGAUCGCCGCGUUUGGCCAGAACGGGCACCCGGUCACCUCGAUCCGCCUCUUCCAGCUCCUCAUCCUCGACGGCGCCGAGCCAAACGACGCCUCCUUCCUGAGCGCGCUCACGGCGUGCAGCCAUGGCGGCCUCCUCGCCCUAGGCCAUUCCAUCUUCCUCUCCAUCGCGGCGGAUCACGGCGCCAUGCCGAGCCGGCAGCACUACAGCUGCGUGAUCGAUCUCCUGGGCCGCGCUGGAAAGCUUGGCAGCGCGCAAGACCUCGUUAAGAACAUGCCAUUCCUCCCAAACUCCAUCGCCUGGGGAUCCAUCCUGGGCGCGCUCAAGCUCCAUUGCCGCCAAGACCAAAGGCGGGAAAUUUUGCCCAAUUUAAACGAGAGAACCGUACAAAUGUUUCAAUCUUAG